This is a messenger RNA of Triticum aestivum (bread wheat), 3107 nucleotides long. RefSeq names its product disease resistance protein RPM1. Lineage: Eukaryota; Viridiplantae; Streptophyta; Magnoliopsida; Poales; Poaceae. The record is from RefSeq and is a predicted model, not a curated record. Gene Ontology annotation, molecular function: ADP binding. Gene Ontology annotation, biological process: defense response to other organism.
AGAUUUGAUGUUCAAGGAUAGAAUUGUUAUUCAACGUUGAAGGUCAAACUGCACGAAGAGAAAUGGCGGAGGCUGCUCUUCUUCUUGUCACGACAAAGAUUGGAAAAGCUGUGGCAACAGAAACACUGCACUAUGCUAGACCAUGGCUAACAAAAAAAGCUGGGUCUAUUGCAGAGCUCCCAACCAACAUGACACUGAUAAAGAAUGACCUCGAGGUUAUACAAGCAUUUAUCAAGGAUACUGGCGGCAAGGGUUUGAUAGAUGGAGUCACCGAAACAUGGAUAGGGCAAGUCCGAAGAUUGGCGUAUGAUAUGGAAGACAUUGUGGAUCAAUAUAUGUAUGUUGUUGGUAAACACCAUCAGAAAGGAUCAAAGUGGAGUUAUGUGAAGAAAAUUGUGAAGAAACCCCAGUACCUGUUUACACUAGAUGAAAUUGCUACUGCCCUUGAGAGAAUAAACCAAGCGCUUAUACGUCUUAAACAAAACAAAGACUGGACUCAACCAAUAGCUGGUGUGGGCGAUGUUUAUGCAACAAAUUAUGACAGCCAACAGCAACUAUAUCUUCCUGGACAUGAUUACUCAAUCUCUGAUGAUGAACUUGUAGGAAUUGAUAAAAAUAGAGACAUCUUGAUGGGGUCACUGAAUUUGGAAAAAUCUCUAGAUCUGCAAACCAUUGCCUUGUGGGGUAUGGGUGGUAUCGGGAAAAGCACUCUUGUCAAUAACGUGUUUAGAAAUGAAGCAUCCAACUUUGAAUGCCGUGUAUGGGUUUCCGUCUCUCAGUCCUAUAAGCUAGAUGAUAUUUGGAGAAUAAUGCUGAAAGAAAUCUAUUCUAAAGACCAGAAAGCAUUUGAUGGUGAGAAGCUGACUUGUGCAGAGCUACAAGAUGAAUUGAAGGAAACCCUGAAGACAAAGCGGUACUUGAUCAUAUUGGAUGAUGUCUGGACAGCUGAAGCUUUUAGAAAAAUUAAAGGGGUUCUCGUCGACACAAAGAUGGGAAGCAGAAUAAUAAUCACAACAAGAUCUGAUGAAGUAGCUUCACAAGCUGAUGAUGGAUACAAGAUCAAAGUUGAGCCUCUUGAGAAGGAGGAUGCAUGGCGUCUAUUUUGCAGGAAGGCGUUUCCGAGAACUGAAAAUCACAUCUGCCCAUUAGCAUUACGGAAAUGUGGUGAAUCCAUAGUGGAGAAGUGUGAUGGUUUACCAUUAGCCCUUGUGUCCAUAGGGAGCAUAUUAUCUCUUAAGGAGCAGAAUGAUACAGAGUGGGGACUAUUUGAAGCACAACUUAUUUCCGAGCUAAACAACAAUUCGGACCUGAAGCAUGUGGUGAAAAUUCUAAAUCUAAGCUACAAAUACUUGCCUGACGAUUUGAAGAGUUGUUUCUUGUAUUGUGCCAUGUUCCCAGAAGACCACAUGAUCCAUAGAAAAAGAUUGAUCAGACUGUGGGUUGCAGAAGGGUUUAUUAAACAAAAUGGAAAUUGCAGUUUAGAAGAUGUUGCUGAAGGUUACCUGAGAGAGCUCGUUCGACGAAGCAUGCUUCAUGUGGUAGAGAGGAACAGUUUUAACAGGAUCAAGUGUGUUCGAAUGCAUGAUCUUGUGCGGGAACUAGCCAUUUUCCAAUCCAAGAGAGAGAGUUUCGGUACAACUUAUGAUGAUAGUCAUGGGGUGAUGCAGGUGGAUUCUCGUCGCAUGUCGGUGCUCCAAUGCAAAAAUGACACUCAACCAAGCGUAGGUCAAUGCGGGCUUCGUACCUUCAUAGCAUUCAACACUAGUAUGGGAUCCUUUCCAUGGUUUAGCUCAGAAUCGAAGUACCUUGCUGUGUUGGAGCUAUCAGGAUUACCUAUUGAGACUGUUCCAAAUUCAAUUGGGGAGCUAUUCAACCUUAGGUAUUUGGGCCUCAACAAAACCAAGGUGAAGGUACUCCCGAAAUCUGUUGUGAACCUUCACAACUUAGAAACAUUGAGUCUUCGAGGUGCAGACUGUCUGUAUCUCCCACGAGGGUCUAAAAAGUUGAAGAGCUUGCGGCACAUUAUAAUGGGUAAAUUGCUGGACCAAAGUUGGUUGAGUUUCAAAAGUUUUGAAUGUAUGGAGCCUUUUAAUGGAUUGUGGAGUUUCAAGAACUUGCAAACUCUAGGUGCAGUUCGAGCUAGUAAAGCUUUCGUUGCAAAACUAGCAAGUUUAUCUCAGCUGAGGACCCUUAGCAUUAGUGGGGUAAGGGGCAUCCAUUGUGCACAAUUGUGUGACUCUCUGUCAAAGAUGCAUCAGCUCUCAGUGUUAGAAAUAAUAGCCAUCAAUGAAGAUGAGGUACUCCAGCUUGAAAUUUUAACUUUGUCAAACCGUCUUAGAAAGCUCUGUCUGUACGGCCGAUUUUCCGAAGGAACUUUUAAGUCUCCAUUUUUCUCAAGCAACGGAGAUGUCCUUCACAAAAUAUCUCUACGUUGGUCCCAGCUCUCAGAGAACCCAGUGCCGCGCCUCUCUGAGUUGUCAAACUUGACCGAAAUAGUUCUAAGCAAAGCGUAUACUGGACAGGAGAUAAACUUCCAGCCAGUGUGGUUCCCAAAUGUGAAGAUUCUUUUCUUGUUGAAUUUGCCACAUGUCAACCAAAUAUGCAUACACGAGGGAGCUUUGGUCCGCCUUGAAGAACUUGUGAUCAGUGACCUUGUUGUACUGCGGGACAUCCCUACCGGCCUGGAACAUCUGAAAUCCCUCCAGGAGGCGUUUUUUCGUCAUAUGCAUCCUGAUUUCGAUAGGAAUCUUCGAAGGGCAAUACCAGAGCAUAUCCCGAGAGUCUACUGCACCAUAAGACCCGGAGAGGCAUGAGCCUUUCUUGCGUGGAUGGGGUUUGCACUUACCUCCAUCAAUGUGGGAGCUAUGUAUCACUGUUGAGGAAUGGCGAAUUAUGAGACAACUGUCACUCUUCGUGCUAUUACUAUUUGUACUUAUUCAAAAAAUAACUGGUUUUACAGUAUUUAUGUUUAGUGGUGCUAAGCUAUUGCUUGCGACAAUUAUUAUGUACUUUUACGGAGUGAUUCAUGUAAUAAUGUUGAAAACUUCAGCUACUUGCUCAACACAUGUGUAAGAGAAAGCAAUCCUUAUUUGCCUUUUGCCACUGAA